CUCACACACAAACAGCAUUUCCAUUUUGUGCAAAGAUGGAACUCUCCUACGUCUCCCUCCUCUCCGCCUUCGUGGUGGCCGUCUCCCUGUCCCUCCACUUCCUCUUCUUCAAGCCGCACAAGCCCGCCGGCCUCCCCCCGGGCCGCACCGGCUGGCCCGUCGUCGGCGAGAGCCUCGAGUUCCUCUCCACCGGCUGGAAGGGCCACCCGGAGAAGUUCAUCUUCGACCGCAUCGCCCGCUACUCCUCCUCCGUCUUCCGCACCCACCUCCUCGGCGAACGCGCCGCCGUCUUCUGCGGCGCCGCCGGCAACAAGUUCCUCUUCUCCAACGAGAACAAGCUCGUCCGCGCGUGGUGGCCCGCCUCCGUCGACAAGGUGUUCCCGUCGUCGUCGCAGUCGUCGUCGUCCCAGGAGGAGGCCAUCAAGAUGCGGAGGAUGCUCCCCACCUUCUUCAAGCCGGAGGCCCUGCAGCGCUACGUGGGGGUCAUGGACCACAUCGCGCAGCGCCACUUCGCCUCCGGCUGGGAGGGGAAGGACGAGGUCCUCGUCUUCCCCCUCUCCAAGCACUACACCUUCUGGGUGGCGUGCCGCCUAUUUGUCAGCGUGGAGGACCCCGCCCACGUGGACAGGUUCGCGGCGCCGUUUGGCGAGCUGGCGUCCGGGCUGAUCUCGGUGCCCGUGGAUCUGCCCGGGACGCCGUUUAAUAAGGCGAUCAAGGCGUCCAAUUUUAUAAGGAAGGAGCUGCUGGAGAUCAUAAAGCGGAGGAAGGUUGAUCUCUCCGAGGGGAAGGCCUCGCCCACGCAGGAUAUCUUGUCGCAUAUGCUUCUCACUAGUGAUGAGAGUGGCAAAUUUAUGCAUGAGUUGGAUAUUGCUGACAAGAUAUUGGGGUUGCUCAUUGGUGGCCAUGACACUGCUAGCUCUGCAUGCGCCUUCGUUGUGAAAUAUCUGGCUGAGCUGCCUCAGAUUUACCAAGGAGUCUAUAAGGAACAAAUGGAAAUUGCGAAUUCGAAGAAGGAAGGAGAAUUGCUGAAUUGGGAAGAUAUCCAAAAAAUGAAAUAUUCAUGGAAUGUAGCAUGUGAAGUUUUAAGACUUGCACCACCUCUUCAGGGAGCUUUCAGAGAAGCCCUGUCUGAUUUCAUGUAUAACGGUUUCACUAUCCCCAAGGGUUGGAAGAUAUAUUGGAGUGCAAACUCAACCCACAUAAACCCAGACUGCUUCCCUGAGCCUAAGAAAUUUGACCCAUCUCGAUUCGAGGGCACAGGGCCAGCGCCAUACACUUUCGUCCCAUUCGGUGGAGGGCCUAGGAUGUGCCCCGGGAAAGAGUACGCCCGCCUGGAGAUCCUGGUGUUCAUGCAUCACCUCGUCAAAAGAUUUAGGUGGGAGAAAAUUAUUCCCGAUGAGAAGAUUGUCGUAAAUCCGAUGCCCAUUCCAGCCAAGGGAUUGCCGGUUCGUCUCUACCCACACAAAGCUUGAAUCUUCUUAGCCUGUAACAAAAAGCCUAGCUACUCCUUAAUUAAAUUGUCUUGUACUGUAAUUGUGUGCCAAGAAUCAAACCUUCUUCAAAUGUUUAAUAAACAAAAUGAUUUCUUUUUAUA
This is a messenger RNA of Salvia hispanica, 1594 nucleotides long. Its product is annotated as beta-amyrin 28-monooxygenase-like. Gene Ontology annotation, molecular function: heme binding; monooxygenase activity; iron ion binding. Gene Ontology annotation, biological process: sterol metabolic process. NCBI's taxonomy places the organism in Eukaryota, Viridiplantae, Streptophyta, Magnoliopsida, Lamiales, Lamiaceae. The record is from RefSeq and is a predicted model, not a curated record.